CAUUUGUUUCCAACUGCAACGUACGGUUCGUAUAAAUCGCUAAUUGCUUUCAGAAAGGGUCAGAGUUGUCCGAUCUUAACUGAAGUAGAAACUAUUCCAUUAGAUCAUCUUUUGGAGUCAUCAACAGAUCAGCUGCCGUUGAGAUCAGCAAUAGUCGGAACACUUUCUUAUAAAGGGUUUCUUCCACCGGCGAAGGAAGGCGGUGCGGAAGCGAUGCUUCCGUUCGGUUGGCGGUUCUUAAAGGUCAUGUUUCCCGGUUUUCAGACUAAACUGACUCUGCCGCCCUUGGUUUGUGAAAAACUUAAUGGAGAAAAGUCAUCAAAAGCAACUUUAGUUACUGCAAAGGGUUCAUGGGAUGUGGAGAUAGAAAAUGGUGACCAAGGAAACCUUUGUUUUGGGAAGGGGUGGGAUGCAUUUGUCAUGAACCAUGGAAUAAGAGUGGAAGAUUUUGCAGUAUUUGAAUACACAGGUGGAAUUUGCUUUAAUGUUUCAUUGCUAGACAAAAAUGGCAAUGAGAAAAAGAUGGAUUCUAUCAGGCCAGGAGAGCAAGAUGAUCAGAAGAUAGAUUCUCCUAAACCCAACCCAAUAAAAAAAGAGCACAUUGAGCUUUCUGCUGUGAAGGUGGAGAGGGAUGAAGAGAUUAUUACUUCUCAACUCAAUUCUCGUCUUGCUCCACUUUUGCAAAUAUUGGCUGAGAUGGACAAUGAUGAUUUCACUUCAUAUGAUGGAGAGAAAGGACCGCCUCCAAACACUACCCUAUCUGGUAAUUCGGUUAAUAGGGAACUUAUCCCUUUUCAAGUUGAUGAUGUCAAACCAAUAGCCCAAAUAAAACCUCAGAAUAAUGACAUAAAAAGCAGUUCUACAAAGCGGAAAAGGGAGGACAGUGCGAAAAAAGUGGGCAUUAAAAGGAAAAGACCACCCAAAGUGAACACAUCUUCUCCUGAGCAAAAUCUGCAAUUUUCAUCAGUAAUGAAGUCAUACCAUCUCCGUCGUCGAUCUCCUUAUAUGCAUGUCCCUGCAGUGUUUUGUGUGGCAAAUAAUCUAUAUCAAAACGCAAGACUAACUCUGAAAGGCCCAAUAGUUGAGGAAGAAGUCAGCCUUAGGGUUUGCAAUGGAGGGAACACGAAAUAUGCAGUCAUCACUAGGGGUUGGCCAGAGUUCAUUGCAGGAAACAAACUCAGAGAGGGAGACACCUGCAUCUUCAAACUACAGUGUGCUGGAACUAGUUCAGCUGGUGCUGUGUUGGAUGUCGAGGUUGUCCCGGCAUAAUUCUAGGGUUAGAUGGUACUUUACCCGAAUGUAUAUACACCGACGGACUAAUCUGGUUCACUUAAUAUUGCCAGUUUUUUGGGAUACUAAUUUAGGAAAUUAUAUUUGUGUUAUAGAAUGCUAACUUUUCAAGGCUGGUUUUACAAUAUGCUGUCCCAAUUGGAGGUCUCUUAUUUGGUAUGCAUGGCAUGUAUAGAGAAGUUCAGUGUUCUACUAAACAAAAUUUGAGAGAGAUUGAGAGAAGAGUGAAAGUGAUUGAGACGGAGGGAGUAUUCUUUUUACAAAGUUCCCUUUUUGUCAUCCCAAAGUGAAUUUCAAUUUUCUCUUUUUUUUUUUUUGGUAAAGAAUGUAUAGUUCACUUUACACAUUUUCUGAACAACUCUCCACCACAUAAUUUAGGGACGGAGAGAGCAUUGUUUUUACGGACUCACACUAAUACUUUUUUCUUUCUAGACCCCUAUUUGUUACGACAUUAACAAAUCGAUAUACUGGAUAGACGUUUUAACAUAUUAACAAACUACAUUGGUGCAAAGUAUAAAACUCAAAUCAAACUUUAAUAAGGGAAUCUUGUAUCCCUCAUUUGUAAUCAUGUAAUGCUAGGUCAUUUCGUGCUCUCCCCCAAACAUGAAACAUGGUUGAGAUCUGCCGAUCUGGAGUCUUCGCCGGCCACGAACCAGCUUUGAAACGGUAGAAGACCAACUAAUGGCGCCAUCACUAGGAGCUAGCUGGUCAGAUCAGAAAUUAAAAUUCAUUUUGUGCAUCGUCUAAACGCCACAGUAUCUUCUUGAGGAUUUCUGGAAAAACUGAGCUCUAUUAAUGCAUGCUUUCUGUUAUUGACCACUGGGUAAACUCUUUUUUCUCCAAAUGAUAUUAAGUUAAGAAGUAAUCAAACCCAAGAAGACAGAACUUUCACAAAAAAGGGAAAGAAGGAAAAAGCAGAGACUUGUUUAUAGGACUCAGUACAAUGCAGUAUCUCUGCCCGUAUCCUGGUAAUUAUGAGCUGUACUUUGAGGUCUGGACUCUUGUUUCCUGUGUUGUGUUUGUUUCUCUACGAAAAAGAAGAAAAGGAAACAAGAAAAUUCUCUUUUUCGUUGGACUUGAGCGUAUUCUACACCAAAUUGCUCUCGAGACCAGAGAAUCUUUGUAAGCUCUCUCUUUUAAAAUGGAAGCCAAGGUGCCCAGAUUCUUCAUGGUGUUGCCUCCUGGUUUUGAAGCCAGACUGAGGCUUCCACCGAUUAUAUCAUGGAAACUGGGUGAAAAGAAGGCACAAAAAGUUUUGUUAAUAACAGGAAAGGGAACCUCUCCGGUCACAAUCCAGAAGUUUCAAGAUGGGAGGCUAUGGUUCACCAAGGGGUGGCAUGCUUUUGUCCUCAAACAUGGCCUUGUUGCUGGAGACUAUAUCACUUUUAAAUACAUGGGUAGCUCUAAUUUAAAAGUCACAGUUUAUAGUGAGACCUGCUGUGAGAAGUUUUUCAUUGAUGAACCUAAGGCAGAAGUUAAGGCUGAAACGUGGAAGAAAAAUGCCAGCCCAUUGGUGGAGUCUGAAGCUGAAGAAAUGCCUCCCCCGCCUCCUCCUCCUACCCAACACCAUUUUCAUAUGAAUGAUGGUUCAAAUUCCAGGGAGGGACUCAAUGGGAAUCAUCUUUUGGAGGCAUCAACAGAUCAGCUUCCGUUCGGUUGGCGGUUCUUAAAGGUCAUGUUUCCCGGUUUUCAGACUCAACUGACUCUGCCGCCCUUGGUUUGUGAAAAACUUAAUGGAGAGAAGUCACCAAUAGCAACUUUAGUUACUGCAAAGGGUUCAUGGGAUGUGGAGAUAGAAAAUGGUGACCAAGGAAACCUUUGUUUUGGGAAGGGGUGGGAUGCAUUUGUCAGGAACCAUGGAUUAAGAGUGGGAGAUUUUGCAGUAUUUGAAUACAUAGGUGGAAUUUGCUUUAAUGUUUCAUUGCUAGACAAAAAUAGCAAUGAGAAAGAGAUGGAUUCUGUCAGGCCAGGAGAGGAAGAUGAUCAAAAGUUAGAUUCUACUAAACCCAACCCAAUCGAUAAAGAGAGCUUUGAGCUUUCUGCUGUGAAGGUGAAAAGGGAUGAAGAUAUUAUCACUUCUCAACUCAAUUCUCGUCUUGCUCCACUUUUGCAAAUAUUGGCUGAGAUGGACAAUGAUGAUUUCACUUCCUGUGAUGGAGAGAAAGGACCGCCUCCAAACACUACUCCAUCUGGUAAUUCAGUCAAUAGGGAACUUAUCCCUUUUCAAGUUGAUGAUGUCAAACCAAUUUCCCAAAUAAAACCUCAGAAUAAUGACAUAAAAAGUGGUUCUACAAAGCGGAAACGGGAGGACGGUGCGAAAAAAGUGGACGUCAAAAGGAAAAGAGCUCCUAAAGUAAACACAUCUUCUCCUGAACAAAAUCCGCAAUUUUCAUCAAUAAUGAAGUCAUACCAUCUCCGUCGUCGAUCUCCUUUUAUGCAUAUUCCUGCAGUAUUUUGUGUGGCUAACAAUCUAUAUCAAAAUGCAAGACUGACUUUGAGAGGCCCAAUAGUUGAGCAAGAAGUCAGCCUUAGGGUUUGCAAUGGAGGGAACACCAAAUAUGCAGUCAUCACUAAUGGUUGGCGGGAGUUCAUUGCAGGAAACAAACUCAGAAAGGGAGACACCUGCAUCUUCAAACUGCAGUGUGCUGGAACUAGUUCAGCUGGUGCUCUGUGGGAUGUUGAGGUUGUUCCUGCAUAAUUCUAGGGUUGGAUGGUUAACAUUGCCAGUUUCUUGGGAUACUGAUUUAGGAAAUUAUUUUUCUCUUAGACUUGCAGUUAAUGCUAACUUUUCAAGGCUGGUUUUACAAUAUGCUGUCCCAAUUUGAACUCUCUUAUUUGGUAUGCUUGACAUGUAUGCUUUACAAUAUGCUCUACAUAUAGAGAAGUUGAGUCUUCUAAACAGAAAUUAAGAGAGAUUGAGAGAAGAGUGAAAGUGAUUGAAUGGACAGAGAGAAAUGAAG
Messenger RNA from Cuscuta epithymum, 4250 nucleotides. Lineage: Eukaryota; Viridiplantae; Streptophyta; Magnoliopsida; Solanales; Convolvulaceae. The record is from the annotation of a GenBank genome assembly.